AUGUGUCAAGGAAGAGCGUUCUUCGCCCGACGCAACAAAUUCAGCUCCAUCACCAAACGCCACCCACAGACCGCGACCGCAGAGCUCUGGCAUCUCCGCCUUGGGCAUCCAGGUCCAAGAACCCUGGAGCACCUUGUCAACUGCUCAAGAGGCGUCCGCAUCAAAGGCAUCACCACCACAGGAUGUGAUGACUGCGGCACGGCCAAAUUGAAACGACAAAUUCGAAGGGAGCCACGAGAAACGCCGCCACCAGGCGAGCGCCUGGCAGUCGACUUCCACGAUCUCGAGCCUGACCAACUAGGCUACGAUUCGAUGGCCCGGAGUUUAUUCAACUAG
This is a messenger RNA of Hirsutella rhossiliensis, 336 nucleotides long. Its product is annotated as GAG-pre-integrase domain-containing protein. The record is from RefSeq and is a predicted model, not a curated record. The transcript has a single exon. The coding region runs from base 1 to 336 and encodes 111 amino acids. Lineage: Eukaryota; Fungi; Ascomycota; Sordariomycetes; Hypocreales; Ophiocordycipitaceae.